This is a messenger RNA of Telopea speciosissima, 3221 nucleotides long. RefSeq lists its product as uncharacterized. The coding region runs from base 35 to 3145 and encodes 1036 amino acids. Gene Ontology annotation, molecular function: glycosyltransferase activity. The transcript is spliced from 14 exons. Lineage: Eukaryota; Viridiplantae; Streptophyta; Magnoliopsida; Proteales; Proteaceae. The record is from RefSeq and is a predicted model, not a curated record.
UUUUUGACUCUACAGUGAGUUUACGGAAUUGUAGAUGGGUUCUUUAGAGGUUGGGACUCCAAAGAAGAGAACAGCUCCUCUGCUUCGUUCUUCUUCGUCAAGCGAAAGCGAUCGAGACUCAUUUGCUCAGAGGCCCAGACCAAGAUUUGUUCGGAUUCUACUAUUCAAGAAGGUUACCUACCUGCAAUGGAUUUUAACUGUUGCUUUCUUCUUCUUCGCUGCUGUUCUAUUCCUGGCGUUUUUGUAUAGCUCCGAAAUGGAGAAGGCGGGAGGUUCUUUUCAAGAAACAGAAACAGUCUCUGAGGACUGGAUGGUGUCGAAGGUAAUGGGCAGUUUAGAUUUCGGGGAGGGUAUCCGGUUUGAGCCGUCAAAGCUGUUGGACAAGUUCAAGAGAGAGGCUAGAGAGUCGAAUAUAUCUUCAGUUUCGAGCAGGCCGGUGGUGCGUUCUGGAGUCAGAAAGCCGCAGCUUGCUUUGGUAUUAGCGGAUCUAUUGGUGGAGCCUGGACAGUUGAUGAUGGUCAGUCUUGCUGUUUCUUUGCGGGAGAUUGGGUAUGCAAUUCAGGUUUACUCUCUUGGAUAUGGUCCUGUGCAUACUGUUUGGAGAAGCAUAAAAGUGCCUGUCAGGAUUAUUCAAACAAGUAACAUGACAGCGAUUACUGUGGACUGGUUAAACCACGAUGGCAUACUUGUGAACUCUCUUGAAGCCAGGGGUGUUUUCUCGUGUCUUGUCCAGGAGCCAUUCAAAUCUUUGCCUGUUAUAUGGAUGAUCCAUCAAAGAUCACUAGCUACCCAAUUAUCUCGAUACAUUUCAAAUGGGCAGAUUCAGCUUCUCAAUGACUGGAAGCAAGCUUUCAACCGAGCUACUGUUGUUGUCUUCCCAAACUAUGUCUUACCGAUGAUGUAUUCGACGUUUGAUGCUGGAAACUACUUUGUUAUUCCGGGCUCUCCAGCCGAAGCAUGGGAAGCAGAUAUUUUAAUGGCCUUGUACAACAAGGAUGACUUGCGAGAGAAAAUGGGUUUCAAACCCGAAGAUCUCAUUGUUGCCAUUGUUGGAAGUCAAUUUUCAUAUAGUGGCUUGUGGUUGGAGUACACAUUUGUUUUGCAGGCCUUAUUACCUCUUUUCAGAGACUUCUCAUCUAAUUCUGAUUCUCUAAUCAAACUCAAUAUCUUAAGUGGGAACUCAACUGGCAACUACAAAGUGGUUUUGGAGGCAAUUGCUCGUAACUUGGGAUAUCCAAGGGGCAGUGUGAGGCAUAUUGGCAUUAAUAAGGAUGUCAACAGCUUUCUCAGCACAGCUGAUCUUGUGAUAUAUGGGUCCUUUCUUGAAGAGCAAUGUUUUCCAGAUAUCUUGGUUCGAGCAAUGUGCUUUGGGAAACCAAUUAUUGCGCCAGAUCUUACCAUGAUUAGGAAAUAUGUUGAUGACAGGGUGAAUGGGUUUCUUUAUCCAAAGGAGAAUAUCAGAGUUCUGACACAGGUUCUAUUCCAAGCAGUUUCAAAAGGAAAAUUGUCUCCACUGGCGCAGAACGUUGGAUCAAUUGCAAAAGGUCUUGCAAGAAAUUUAAUCGCUUCUGAAACUAUUGAAGGGUAUGCUUCACUCCUGGAAAAGGUUCUCAAGUUUCCAUCAGAGGUUGCGCAUCCUAAGGAUGUUGCUGUGGUUGCUCCAAGGUUGAAAGAAGAAUGGCAGUGGCAUCUCUUUGAAGAUAUUGUAGGUCCAAGAUAUUUGAAUACAAGUUUUAGGAGUUACAGAUUUCUUGGCCAGGUUGAGGAGCUCUGGAACCAUACACAAACAGAGAGUUCUGAUGCAAGAAGUUUAGUUGAUGGUUCUUUCUCCUAUAGUGAUUGGGACGAAGAGAGACAUUUUCAAAUGGUGAAUGCCAGAAAACGCCGAGAAGAAGAAGAGUUGAAGGAUAGAAUUGAUCAACCCCGUGGAACAUGGGAGGAAGUGUAUCGAAGGGCUAAGAGGGCUGAUAGGUCCAGAAAUGAUUUACAUGAAAGAGAUUAUAGGGAGCUUGAAAGAACAGGGCAGCCAUUGUGCAUCUAUGAACCUUACUUUGGGGAAGGGACCUGGCCUUUUCUGCACCUUAGUUCACUAUAUCGUGGAAUUGGGUUGUCCACAAAAGGUCGGAGACCAGGAGCAGAUGAUGUGGAUGCACCAUCACGUCUUCCAGUUCUUAAUAACCCUUAUCAUCGAGAUAUCCUUGGUGAAUAUGGGGCCUUCUUUGCUUUGGCUAACAGGAUUGAUCGUGUGCACAAGAACGCUUGGAUAGGUUUUCAAUCUUGGAGAGCAACUGCAAGGAAGGCUUCUUUAUCUAAUAUUGCUGAAAAGGCAUUGCUGAAAGCCAUUGAAGACAGGAGGCAUGGGGAUACUCUCUACUUUUGGGUUUCCAUGGACCAGGAUCCUAGGAACACAUUGCAACAAGAUUUUUGGUCCUUCUGUGAUGCAAUAAAUGCUGGAAAUUGUAGAUAUGCGUUUUCGGAGGCUCUUCGAAGGAUGUAUGGUCUGAAGAAAGAUUGGAAUUCCUUGCCACCUAUGCCAGUGGAUGGGGACACAUGGUCUGUCAUGCACAGCUGGGUUUUGCCAACCCAAUCCUACCUCGAGUUUGUCAUGUUCUCAAGAAUGUUUAUUGACUCAUUGGAUGCACAGAUGUAUGAUGAGCAUCGUCGCAGUGGGCACUGUUUUCUCAGUAUAUCAAAGGAUCGGCAUUGCUACUCUCGUGUGCUUGAGCUGCUCGUGAAUGUCUGGGCAUACCAUAGUGCAAGGCGGAUGGUAUAUGUGAACCCAGAGACUGGUGCAAUGCAGGAACAGCACAGGUUGAAGAGCCGGAGAGGUCAGAUGUGGGUCAGUUGGUUCUCAUACACUACUCUAAAGAGCAUGGAUGAGGAUCUGGCCGAAGAAUCAGACUCUGACCAUCCCACUAGGCGGUGGCUGUGGCCGUUAACCGGUGAGGUUUUCUGGCAAGGUGUGUAUGAGAGGGAGCGAAAUCUACGACACAAACAAAAAGAAAGAAGAAAGCAACAUAGCAAGGAUAAGCUCACGAGAAUGAAGAAACGAUCUCGCCAAAAAACCAUUGGCAAAUAUGUUAAGCCCCGGCCUGAGAAGAUAGGAGACUCAAAUUCAAUGGUGUUGGCAAUGGCUGUGGUAUAGAGAGUUGCCCUCAUGGUGGUGGUUACCCGUUAUGAGUGAAUCAAUAUUCCAAGUUGAUAAUUCUUUUCUAAUCUUC